Messenger RNA from Glycine soja, 2393 nucleotides. Its product is annotated as carbon catabolite repressor protein 4 homolog 5-like. The record is from RefSeq and is a predicted model, not a curated record. Gene Ontology annotation, molecular function: 3'-5'-RNA exonuclease activity. Lineage: Eukaryota; Viridiplantae; Streptophyta; Magnoliopsida; Fabales; Fabaceae. The coding region runs from base 510 to 1796 and encodes 428 amino acids. The transcript has 14 exons.
UACAACAUAGCACCUAUCUUCUUUUGUACAUCAUUAAUUCGAAUUCAAUUUCACUUUGAAAUUCUGCAUUCGGUGCCAAUUGUGUUCCGUUUGUGUAAUGUUGUGUGGAAACGAGGAGAUAAUUAGGAACUGAGAGUGGAUUCAAAAUGAUAGAAAAAGCGCUUUUGGAAUAUACAAAAAGCCAUACACACACAAUUGAUUAAGAUAGCUACCAAUUGAUGGAUUCCGAUAUCGCUUUUGUAAAAUUGGGGAAUUUAUUUUAUUUGGUGGAGGGUUUAGGUGAAAGGAAGAGGCAUUUGAAUUAAUUAAUAUUUGUGACAAUUAGUAAACGCCUAAACGGUAUCUUAUUUGUGUGUUCUAAGUGGAUUCUCUCUAUGAAUGCUACCUACAUGAUGAUAUGGAAAGAUAUGUAAAAUAGCUACCUGUGAAUGACACCCUACUGUGUGUCCCUAAGAAGCAGUAACUGUCUUCCCGAGUGAAUAUGAAAUCCUAGACCUAGUUGAUUUCAUAUGCUGCCGCAGCCGCCGUCAUCUAUCCUGGCCAGCAGCAUGGCAGGCCACGAUUGUGGAAGUCCUCCACUGGAAAAUUUAAGUACUUGUUACCUGUCAAAGCAGAGAACACCUCAGCUGGAAGCCCCUGUUUCAGAUUGUGGAGUGUGUUCCAGGAGAUGGGUUUUCUCUUUGAAAGAUUUUUCCAAUUGCAUGGAUAAGGUUCUGGUUGUUUCAUACAAUAUACUUGGUGUUGAAAAUGCAUCAAACCAUCCAGAUCUGUAUUCUAACAUUCCACAUAGUUUCUUGGAGUGGGACAGGCGGAAAAGGCUCAUACUUGAAGAGAUUAAUAACUAUAAUGCCAGCAUACUGUGCUUCCAGGAGGUUGAUCAUUUUAAUGAUCUGGAUGAUCUUUUCCAGAACAGUGGCUUUAAAGGUGUUUACAAGGCUCGCACAGGAGAAGCACAAGAUGGAUGUGCUGUAUUUUGGAAAGACAAGUUAUUCAAACUUUUGCAUCAAGAAGAUAUAGAGUUUCAAAGAUUUGGUAUGCGUAACAAUGUUGCUCAGCUUUGUGUUUUUGAGGCAAACCAUGAUAAGAAAGAAUCUGAUGCAUGUAACCUAACAACAAUGACACCAUCCACCGGAAAAAGAAGAUUUGUAGUAGGAAAUAUACACGUGUUGUUCAACCCAAAUCGUGGUGACAUCAAACUGGGCCAGGUCAGACUUUUACUUGAUAAAGCUUACAAGUUGUCACAAGAAUGGGGCAACAUUCCUGUUAUUAUUGCUGGGGAUUUAAAUAGUGUUCCACAGAGUGCCAUAUAUAAAUUUCUUUCUUCAUCAAAGUUAGACAUCCAAUUACAUGAUCGCAGAAAUAUGUCAGGACAGCUUGAAAUCCAGACUAACAGAGUCUUCAGAUCACAGAUUGGUGAUGACGCUAGCAUUUCAAUGUCUGUUUCAAGACAAUUGUACAGAUGGAGUGUGGAAGAACUAAGACUCGCGUCUGGGGCAGAAGGAGUCACUCGUCUUCAGCACCAGCUCAAACUCUGCAGUGCUUAUAGUGGUGUUCCUGGAAACCAUAGAACAAGAGAUGAUAUUGGGGAGCCCUUGGCAACAUCAUACCACUCCAAGUUCAUGGGAACUGUUGAUUAUAUCUGGCAUUCUGAGGAUCUUAUUCCAGUUAGAGUUCUUGAAACCUUGCCCAUUGAUACUCUUAGAAGAUCUAGAGGACUCCCUAGUGAGAAAUGGGGAAGUGACCACCUAGCUGUUGUAUGUGAAUUUGCUUUUGCAAACAAUGCCAAUGUAUCCUGAUGGCCUCAUUAUGCAAUUCCAACGCUGUGCUGAAUGAUCUCAUUCUUAAUUUUGUUUACAAAGAGUAUGUAUGAGGUCUGAGAUUUAAGCUGAUCAACAAAUAUGGAGAUGGAGGUGAGUCAAAACAUUGCCGCUGUUGCAGAUCUCAUUGAAUUUUACCAUUGAUGUCCACUUCUAUCCCUUUCAAGAUUUCUUACUCUGCUGAUUCCUUGUGGUAAAGGAGCAUCAUGAGAUCUAAUGAAUUGCACCUGAUAAACACCUCUUUGCAACAGAUGUGCAAACUCUCCUUUCUAGCUGUGAUGUUGCUUGGAACAUGGAAUUGCUUAAAAAUUUAUCAAGAACUUUCUGCAUAGUGAGCUUGCUAGGUAACCUCUCAUUACGAGGUUCAGAGAGCAAUUGAUGUAUUUCUAAAGUAUUAUGAUAUUCCAAGACAAAUUGGCUGCCAUUUCCACUAAUUUUUUUUUUAUAUAGAGUUCUAUGCAGCACCUUCAAAUAGAAACUCCAAUUCUCCAAAUAUCAUGUGAAAUAUUUAUCAAUUCAUGAGAUAUUGCUUUUUAGGUCUAACACCCCUAAUUACACAUUACACUUCGAAGUUUA